Messenger RNA from Phycomyces blakesleeanus NRRL 1555(-), 3958 nucleotides. RefSeq lists its product as hypothetical. Lineage: Eukaryota; Fungi; Mucoromycota; Mucoromycetes; Mucorales; Phycomycetaceae. The transcript has 15 exons. Gene Ontology annotation, biological process: resolution of meiotic recombination intermediates; sister chromatid segregation; DNA topological change. The record is from RefSeq and is a predicted model, not a curated record. Gene Ontology annotation, molecular function: DNA binding; DNA topoisomerase type II (double strand cut, ATP-hydrolyzing) activity; ATP binding. Gene Ontology annotation, cellular component: nucleus. The coding region runs from base 322 to 3885 and encodes 1187 amino acids.
AGCGACACUGACGAAGAUUUCAACAUUCCUUCCGAUUCUGGGGAUGAAUCAGACGGAUAUGUUCCUGAACAACCACAGCCCAAAAAGCGUAAAAUUGCAGCUCAACCUAGAAAAACAGCUUCAAAAGCUGCAAAGGCAUCAAGCGAAUCUUCAGAUGGAUUAAUUGAAUCUCCAAGCUCAACACCAGUGAAAGCUGCAGCACCAAAAAAGACACCGGCACCAAAAAAGACGCCUGCGCCAAAAAAGACGCCUGCGCCAAAAAAAACCGCAGCAGGAGCCAAAAAGAAAGCUCAAGAAUCAAAUGUAGAUGAAGAGGAUGUCAUGAUUGUAGAAAGUUCUCCAUCAACUCAAUCUACUAGCAAUGCUCCUGAUCGAGCCGUAGAAGAGAUCUAUAAGAAGAAAAGUCAACUAGAACAUAUUCUUUUGCGACCAGAUACAUAUAUUGGAACAGUUGAACCAGAAGAACAAGAAAUGUGGAUUUUCGGUGCCGAAGAUAAAAUUGAGAAAAAGAAGAUUAAGUAUGUACCUGGUUUAUACAAAAUUGUAGAUGAAAUUUUGGUCAAUGCAGCUGAUAAUAAGAUUCGCGAUCCUACAAUGAAUACCAUUAAGGUCGUUAUUGACCGCGCCCAGAACUUCAUUUCAAUUCAAAAUAACGGCAAGGGUAUUCCUAUCUUGAUACAUAAAGACGAACAAGUAUAUGUACCGGAGCUUAUAUUUGGCCACCUUCUCACCUCUUCCAACUAUGAUGACACCGAGAAAAAAGUAACUGGUGGACGAAACGGUUAUGGUGCCAAGCUUUGUAACAUUUUCAGUACAGAGUUUACUGUUGAGACCGCAGACAAAGAGCAAAAGAAGAAAUACUUCCAGGUGUUCAAAAACAACAUGUCUGUCAAGAGCGAACCCAAGAUCACAGCAAACACAAGGGGGGAGGAAUAUACCCGAAUUUCAUUCAAACCCGACCUGUCAAAGUUUGGCAUGACUGAGAUGGAUGAAGAUUUUACUGCUCUGAUUAAAAAGCGUGUUUAUGACAUGGCUGGUACAGUGGAUGGAAUCAAUGUAUAUUACAACGGUACAAAAAUUCCCGUCAAGGGAUUCAAACAGUACGUUGAACUUUACACCGACUCAAUGGAAAUCAGAAAUGCGGAAGGAAAAAAGCCUAUCAUACAUGAUAUUCCUUCUGAACGCUGGCAAGUUAGUUUUGCUGUUAGUGAUGGUCAAUUCAAUCAAGUCAGUUUUGUCAACAGUAUCUCUACUCCCAAGGGUGGAACCCAUGUAAACCAUGUAGCCGAUCAGCUGGUUAAGGGUCUUAUGGCAGACGUUCAGAAGAAGACUGGCAACAAAAAUAUCAAACCUUUCCAGAUCAAGAACCAUAUGUGUAUAUUUGUUAAUUGCCUUAUAGAAAACCCUACUUUUGAUUCCCAGACCAAAGAAAACAUGACUCUUAAAACGAGUGCCUUUGGAUCGACUUAUCAAGCAUCUGAAAAAUUUAUUUCUGCUGUUUCAAAGUCGGGCAUUAUUGAUAAUAUUGUCAAAUGGGUAAAAUAUAAGGAGGAUACACAAAUGAUUAAGGCCGACAGUGGCAAAAUGACAAAACGUUUGAAUAUCCCCAAGCUUGAAGAUGCCAAUUGGGCUGGUGUGAAGCCAAAGAACAAACGAUGCACUUUGAUUUUAACUGAAGGAGACUCUGCCAAAGCAUUAGUAAUGAGUGGUUUGUCUGUAGUAGGUCGUGAUGAGUAUGGUGUAUUCCCUCUCCGGGGUAAACUUCUCAAUGUUCGAGAUGCAUCAGCCACUGCGAUAAUGAGCAAUGCCGAAAUUACCAAUGUCAAAUCUAUCCUUGGACUCAAACAUGGUCAAAAGUACACUUCGAGUGAUGAGCUUCGUUAUGGAAAAUUGAUGAUCAUGACUGAUCAGGAUCACGAUGGCUCACAUAUCAAGGGUCUAUUGAUUAACUUUAUCGACCAAAUGUUCCCAAGUCUGUUGGAUAUUCCUGGAUUCCUGUUGGAAUUCAUUACACCUAUUAUUAGAUGUACCCACAAAAGAACUAAGGCACGUAAGACGUUCUUCACUAUCCCAGAAUAUGAGAAUUGGGCCCUUGAGAACAACGUUAACAAAGAGUGGAUUCCUAAAUACUUCAAGGGUCUGGGUACUUCUGAUCGUAACGACGCGAGAGAGUAUUUUGGAGAUCUUCCUACCCACGUUAAAGAAUUCCAAACAGCAGAUGAAGAUGACCGAAAGUUAAUUGAAAUGGCUUUUGCUAAAAAGAAGGUUACUGAUCGUAAAGAAUGGCUUUCAACCUAUGAGCCUGGUAUUUUCAUCGAUCAUAAUGUCCAAAAGAUCAAAAUUUCGGACUUUGUCAACCGAGAGCUUAUGCUAUUUAGUAUGGCGGACAAUAUUCGCUCUAUCCCAUCAUUAGUGGAUGGCUUUAAGCCUGGACAACGCAAAGCCUUCUUUGGUACAUCUAAGCGUCCAAAUAACGCUGAAGUUAAGGUUGCGCAGCUUGCUAAUCAUAUUGCCGGAAAAACACAUUACCAUCACGGUGAAACAAGUAUGGCAUCCACUGUCAUUGGUAUGGCUCAAGAUUUCACUGGAACAAACAAUGUCAAUCUGUUCUUUCCUGCCGGUCAGUUUGGUACCAGAAUCGAUGGUGGAAAAUCUGCUGCAAGCCCUCGUUACUUGAACACAAGAUUAGAGAAGAUAGCCCGCUACGUAUUCCACCCUGAUGAUGACCCCAUUCUUGAUUAUCUUACUGAAGAGAAUAAUUCUAUUGAGCCCAGAUGGUAUAUUCCUAUUCUUCCCAUGGUAUUAGUUAAUGGAGCAGAUGGCAUUGGAACUGGAUGGAGUACAAGUAUUCCUAACUACAAUCCAAUUGAUAUCGUCAACAACCUCCAUAGGCUUAUGGAUGGCGAAGACUUGGUUGUAAUGAGACCAUGGUUCCGAGGAUUCCAGGGAGAAAUCUUCCCAGGUGCGGAUGGAAGAUUUACUGUCAAUGGUAUUGCUGAAAUUCAAGCUGAUGGUAACAUCAAGGUGUCGGAAUUACCAGUUAGAUUCUGGACCGACUCUUUCAAAGAACAUCUAGAGAGUCUGCGAGAUCCUAAAGAAAAGAAGUUUGAUAUAGCUAUUAUGGAUUACAAUAACAACUCGACUGAUUGUACUGUUGACUUUACUAUCAUGUUGGAUGGUCCUAACCUUGAAAAGGCUCAUACUAUUGAUCUAUUGAAGGUUCUUAAGAUGACCACAUCUAUAUCUACAAGCAAUAUUGUGUGCUUUGAUAGAAAUGAAAAGAUUAAGAAGUACGCUUCCCCUGAAGAAGUCAUACGCGAGUUUUACGACUUGCGCUUAGAAUAUUAUCAAAAGAGAAAGGAUAACUUGAUCUCAAUUUUGGAAGACAAUUACGUGCGCGCAGACAACAAGGCCCGAUUUAUUCAACUGGUUAUUGAUAAAAAAUUGGUUUACAUUGAUCGUAAGGAAGAAGACGUUAUUGCUGAUAUGGAGAAGAACGGGUUGGAAAAAAUAUAUGCAAAGAAGAAAAACGUAUUGGUUGUGAAUGAAGAAGAAGAUACUCCUACUCCAGAUGCUAGUAAAGAAAACAAUACUGGAUAUGAGUAUCUCUUCGACAUAAACGUGCGUGGAUUCACUGUCAAGAAGGUUCAAGAACUCUUGAAAUACAGACAAGCUAGAUUGGAAGAAGUAGAGGCUACCAAAGCUACAAGCUUGCAUGAAUUCUGGAAAAGAGAUCUAAAGGAAUUCACAAAACAAUGGGAAGAGCUUCUUGAGAAAGAUAAGGAAAUGCUGUCAAAGAACAAACCAAAGGCACCAUCUUCAAACACAAAGCGUAAAAGAAUUGUAAAGCCAAAGCCAAAGAAGAUUGAGAGUGAUUCUGAAUAAAAUAUAUGAGGCUGUAUCAAAAUAUUGAACAUGUUUUACUUUAAAUAUAACAGAAUCAAAAGCAAGUUUCUCU